This is a messenger RNA of Gongylonema pulchrum, 225 nucleotides long. The record is from the annotation of a GenBank genome assembly. Lineage: Eukaryota; Metazoa; Nematoda; Chromadorea; Rhabditida; Gongylonematidae.
GCCGAUUCAUCAGAUUCGUUCAAAAGAUCAACAUCAGCAUCACCGCGGACACCAGCGGGUGCUGCCGCAAAUAACGCAAAUGCUGCACCAAACGUAACACCACCACUACCAACAGGAGCAGCUGCAGUUAUCAUUCCGGAUGAUUCACGCAUUGAUCACGCUGCACAUCGAGCGCUGCUCCGAAAUGAACUGUUGCAAGCCAAAAUCGAUGAUAUCAAGGUAUAG